This is a messenger RNA of Apaloderma vittatum (bar-tailed trogon), 752 nucleotides long. RefSeq names its product cartilage associated protein (gene CRTAP). The transcript has 6 exons. Gene Ontology annotation, molecular function: protein binding; collagen binding. The record is from RefSeq and is a predicted model, not a curated record. Gene Ontology annotation, cellular component: endoplasmic reticulum. The coding region runs from base 63 to 737 and encodes 224 amino acids. NCBI's taxonomy places the organism in Eukaryota, Metazoa, Chordata, Aves, Trogoniformes, Trogonidae. Gene Ontology annotation, biological process: collagen fibril organization; peptidyl-proline hydroxylation to 3-hydroxy-L-proline.
AUAAUCUUCCAAAAGCUAUUGCAGCAGCUCACACGUUUCUUCUAAAGCACCCAGAUGAUGAAAUGAUGCAAAGAAAUAUGGCCUACUACAAGAGCAUACCUGAUGCUGAGGAGCACAUUAAAGACUUGGAGACAAAGCCUUAUGAGAAUCUUUUUGUCAGGGCUGUGAGAGCAUACAAUGGUGACAACUGGAGGACGGCCAUCUCCGACAUGGAACUGGCUCUUCCCGAUUUCUUCAAAGCCUAUGAUGACUGCACAGCGGCCUGUGAAGGCUCCCGAGAGAUCAAAGAUUUUAAAGACUUUUAUCUCUCCAUUGCAGAUCAUUACAUUGAAGUUCUUGCGUGCAAAGUGCAGUGUGAGAGUAAUCUGACUCCCAUUAUAGGAGGCUUUGUUGUGGAGAAGUUUGUGGCUACCAUGUACCAUUACUUGCAGUUUGCUUAUUACAAAUUGAAUGACAUGAGGAACGCAGCUUCUUGUGCUGCUAGUUACCUUCUGUUUGACCAGAAAGAUGAAGUGAUGAAACAGAACAUGGUCUAUUAUCAGUACCAUAAAGACAAAUGGGGACUCAAAGAAGAGGAUUUUCAGCCCAGAUCGGAGGCAGUUAGGUACCACAACAUAACCACGCUCCAGUCGGAAAUGUAUGAAUUCGCAAAGGAACAUCUGAUGGAUGAUGAUGAGGGUGAAGUAAUGGAAUUCCUUGAUGAGCUAUUAGAAGUGGAGGAAAAUAAGGAAUCCUGAUGAGUGAAAGCGCCA